AUGGGAGUUUUCAAGGAGAAAAAGCCCUACUUUGGGCUCACAGGAGGAUGGCUCACUGUGUGGGUAACGAUUGCUUGUGCAACAGACAUGUCCCUGUUUGGUUAUGACCAGGGUGUUUUCAGUGGUGUCGUGAUUACCAAGGACUUUCUCGAAAUCCAUAACCUCGAAGGGUCAUCCAAAACAACGACCUUGUCAACCGUGACAGCUAUUUAUGACGUGGGAUGUUUCUUUGGCGCCAUUCUUGCUUUUACACUGGGCGAACGCUUGGGUCGGAAAAAUUCCAUCUUGUGUGGAACCACUAUCAUGGCAGUUGGCACGGUUCUUCAAGCUUCGUCAUUCAGUCUUCCUCAAAUAUUUAUCGGCCGCAUUGUAUCCGGUAUUGGAAAUGGCAUCAAUACGGCUUGUGCGCCGAUCUGGCAGUCUGAAACCUCACAGUCAAGGUGGCGUGGGCGCUUGGUGACAUUUGAAAUGAUGAUGAACAUCGCUGGAUAUGCUACCGUCAAUUGGAUUAAUUACGGAUUAUCAUUUGUUGGUGGUGCCGUGGCCUGGAGACUUCCGAUCGCACUGCAGGCAAUCUUCUUGAUCGUUCUUUGGUCGACUGUUCCGUGGUUACCAGAGUCCCCGAGAUGGCUUCUCAUGUACGGCAGAGAAGACGAAGCUGUGGAAGUAAUCAGCUGCCUCGAAGCCAAACCCAUUAAUGACCCAUUUGUUAUUGCCCAACGCAACGAAAUCGAAUACGCAAUCCGCUAUGAGCGUGAAAACGCCGUCAAAUGGAGAGACCUUUUCAAGAACAAUGCCAACGACACCAAGACACUUCGUCGAUUAAUGCUUGGAGUUGGUAGUCAGUUCAUGCAGCAGUUUGGUGGUAUCAACAUCAUGUCUUACUACCUCCCUACUGUUCUGGAGCAAGCUGUUGGAAUGGGAGAGAGCAUGGCCCGACUACUGACUGCGUGUAAUGCUAUCUCCUAUAUGAUAUUCUCGGGUCUUGCCGUUCUUCUAGUCGAGCGCAUGGGUCGACGUGGUCUGAUGAUGCUUUCAACGUUUGGACAAUUCUUCUGCUUCCUCAUAAUUACAAUUCUGUUGAGAUACUGCGAGAACACCACAGGCGACGUCAGCACGAAAUUCGGGUCUGCAUCCGUGGCAUUUUUCUUCUUGUUCCAUGGCGCAUUUGGUAUUGGUAUGCUGGGAAUUCCUUGGUUGUAUCCAACCGAGAUCAACUCUCUACCGAUGAGAACCAAGGGAGCCGCCCUUGCGACUGCAACCGACUGGAUCACCAACUUUGCAAUUGUCGAAGUCACUCCUAUCGGAAUCCAGAAUCUCGGCUGGAAAUUCUGGAUUGUUUGGACAGUGACAAACGCCUGCUUCUUACCCAUCAUCUACUUUUUCUACCCGGAAACAGCAAACCGGAGUCUUGAGGAUAUUGAUGCCUAUUACCGUUCCAAUCCAUCUUUGAUUGUGACCGGAGAUGCUGAUGCCAUUUGCCGAAACCGACCUCAAAGAUACAUUGAUCAUGAAGAGGAGGAGGUUAACAGGACCGCUAAGAGCAAGCAGUUUGGCCAAUCAUCUGAGGCUGAGCAUGUAGAAUACACAGGAGAGACAACAGAGUGA
This is a messenger RNA of Penicillium verhagenii, 1608 nucleotides long. RefSeq names its product sugar porter family MFS transporter. The transcript has 8 exons. The coding region runs from base 1 to 1608 and encodes 535 amino acids. Lineage: Eukaryota; Fungi; Ascomycota; Eurotiomycetes; Eurotiales; Aspergillaceae. Gene Ontology annotation, cellular component: membrane. The record is from RefSeq and is a predicted model, not a curated record. Gene Ontology annotation, biological process: carbohydrate transport; transmembrane transport. Gene Ontology annotation, molecular function: carbohydrate:proton symporter activity.